This is a messenger RNA of Suillus discolor, 1341 nucleotides long. RefSeq lists its product as uncharacterized. NCBI's taxonomy places the organism in Eukaryota, Fungi, Basidiomycota, Agaricomycetes, Boletales, Suillaceae. The record is from RefSeq and is a predicted model, not a curated record. The transcript has 10 exons. Bases 1 to 1341 code for a protein of 446 amino acids.
AUGAACGCUGGGAGCCGCCUGCAGACGUCGCAAGUAUGGGAGAAGGAACAACGCUACAGCGAGCUUCCGAAUCCCGCGCAGCGAACUCUGCUCCCUCUUGACGUGUUAGAAUACUCUCUUGUUCCCGCCUGCGUCUUCAUCUUGUUCGUCUCUUCUGCGAUCUUCAUGCUUCCUGAACUCGUCAUGCUCUCUCCGUUUUUCCACAGCGCUCACGGGCUCAGAAGGGGUGCCUUUGCGAUUGUAAUGCAGUGGCUGUGUCUCGACUCAUCUUCGCUUUUCCUACGCUUCGAAACUUCACCUGGUACUGUCUUCAAUCUCGAUCCCUUGAUCAUUAAUGCUGCCAGAAUGCGAUAUAUUGAAAUUUGUCGGUUUGUCUAUAUGGCAAAUAUUGCCCCUUCAAAGCUUCAAGCUUCAAGCUUCGAGGCUUUAUGCUUCCUUCGGCACAUUAAUGGGUCUAUGGCCGAUACUAUAAUCGACUACAUGAGUGAAGACAAUAGACCAGAUGCUCCUCCAGAAACCUGCGAGCCACCCAUUCAUGAAAACUCGAGCCGACCCCGUUGUCGAAUCAAGCAGACUAUUCAGAAAUCUGCAAAAGGCGUCACCAAGAAACUUUCUAAACCCUUCAAGUCUUUCCGCAAUCGCACUCCUGCAAACCAGAACGCAGACCUUCGAGAUGCUUCAACCACCAUGGUCCAGAACGUCGAAAUGGAGGGGGCUUCAUCAAGUCAGAAAAUCGAGCAUCUCACCGCAGCUCAAAUUCUCAGCGACUCCGUGAACCAAGGGUUGCCUGGAGAGCCUGCUUCACAGGUUCAGGCUGGUCCUUCUAGGGAGGAGGAAGGUACUGAUACUCAAUUAGUUGGCGCUGAACUUCAGGCUGCAUGUGAUAGUGCACAAAGCAUGAGAGUACCAGGGAAACAUGCGACUUCUGCGGCAUCCGCCGCCGGCAAUGCCCCAGCGGGUCUCGCUGCCGCGGCUGAUUUUGAGAAGACGUAUCUCCAACCCCUCAAGAUUAUCGACGGUGUCCUUGACAAGAUCGCGGAUCUACAUCCCUACGCAAAGAUGGCGCUGGGCGUGCUGUCUGCUGCAUCCAAAAUUAUAAUCGCUCAAGCAGAGCGCGACAAAUCGAUAUGUAGUCUUCUCGAGAAAUUGGCCGAAGUUUAUCGCUUCAUGACUCUGGAUGAAAAUCUUGGCAAGAUUGAAUCGAUGCGCGGUAUCGUCGGAAAGAUCGUGCAGCAGACUCAUGAGUGUGCCCGUUUCAUCAGGGACUACUCGGAAACGAAGAGCUUUUGUGCGUCCCCAAGCUAUCGCACUUCGUACAUGAAUCUUACACUUUCAUCAUAG